Molecule: messenger RNA, 996 nt
Organism: Aureobasidium pullulans EXF-150
Lineage: Eukaryota; Fungi; Ascomycota; Dothideomycetes; Dothideales; Saccotheciaceae
Product: dienelactone hydrolase
Exons: 4
Coding region: 1-996 (331 amino acids)
Molecular function (GO): hydrolase activity
Source: RefSeq, a predicted model, not a curated record
AUGGCAGACGACGAACUAGCAACUAGAGCACCUGAAAGCGACCUGGCCGAACAGAGCGCCAUUCCCGGUGACUCGGCCGUCGACCAGGGACCCAGUCUUGGAGAAGAGUCAGCACAAAUCCAUGAAGCAGGACAACCCACUUCAUCCUCCCAAACCCCCACCGGCGAAAUCACCAAAUUCAACGACAUCGACUGCUACAUAACCAAACCAGCCGACUACCCGCACGCACCCAGCAAACUCCUCCUCUUCCUGACCGGCGGCACUGGCAUUCACGCCCCAGCCAACCAGCUCCAAGCCGACGCCUACGCUGAGCAAGGCUAUCUGGUCAUCAUGCCUGAUCAAUUCAACAAUGAUGCAGCUCCCAAUUCUGUAUUCGCUGCUGGAGACGACAAUACUUCUUUCCUGGAGUCUUUGAAGUUGAGGGCUGCGGAGGUGGCAAAGAGCUUCAGAUUGGAUAUGUGGCUGGCGAGACAUACACCGAGCUCUGUGCUACCGAGGUUGAUGAAGGUGUUGCAGGCCGUCAAGGAUGAGUUCGCUGAUGCUGUGCAAGCUGGCGGUGGUGUGUAUUGCGUUGGUGUCAGUGUUGGUGGCAGACACGCUCUGCUGUUAGCCAGCGAACUGGGCGCCGAUGUCUUCGAAGGCCAGAAAGAGGUCAGUGAAGAGGCCGCUGGAAAGGUGGAGGAGGGCAUGGUCAGGAGAGGACCUGCUGUGAAGGCUGCUGUCAUCCUUCAUGGUGCCACUAUUGAGAGAGAGGACUUUACUGGGGUCAAGAGUCCUAUUGGUUUGUUGUCUGUGAAUGAAGAUCCGCUGUUUAGCGAUGAGGUUCGCCAGGCUGGCAUCAAGAGUUUGAAGGAGAAGGGUGUUGAUGUUCAGGAAUGGACAUAUCCUGGAGUACCACACGGCUUUGCAGUUGUCGGCGAAUACCAAGACGAGACUAUCAAGCAGGCACAAAAGCAGGCGUUCGAAGUCGUCCUCGAUUGGUUGAAGGCUCAUUGA